Sapajus apella (tufted capuchin) is the source of this 5932-nucleotide messenger RNA. RefSeq names its product angiopoietin 1 (gene ANGPT1). The transcript is spliced from 9 exons. Lineage: Eukaryota; Metazoa; Chordata; Mammalia; Primates; Cebidae. Gene Ontology annotation, biological process: angiogenesis; Tie signaling pathway. The coding region runs from base 2375 to 3550 and encodes 391 amino acids. Gene Ontology annotation, molecular function: receptor tyrosine kinase binding. The record is from RefSeq and is a predicted model, not a curated record.
UCUAAUAGCACAGAGUUUUUUCCGUUCUUGCGCUGCAGCUAACUUAAAGUUCCUUAGGAGUGCAUUUGUGUGUUUACCUUUUGCUCCAGGGGGGCAGUGUUUGCAAAUGCAAGAAGGCUCUCUGGGUUUGGCUUCCCGGGUAAGCCAAGGUUUUGGGGCUUGCGCAAGCCUAACAAUGUGUGGGGGCACCCCGUUUGUGUGUCUAGCCCCAGUAAAUUUUGUGACAUUUCUGGUUUCUCUUUUUUAAAGUUCAGCUUGAGAAGUCUCUCUGUCAAAACCCUACCUUAAGGAAGAAAUCAUGUACCUCUUAAGCAAGUUGGCGAAAAAAAAAAUAAUCAUGACAAUACUAAUUAAUAGGAUCAAAUUGAUUUUGCACCAGGAAAUUUUGUGCAGCUGCGACGGCAAAUCAUCACACAAAGUGUUCAUUAUUUUUAAAGUUUAGAAAAAUUAACACGAAGUGAGAGUAAAUAUAAGGUAUAAUUUGGUUGGAGAAAUUGCAUAUGUAAGUAAAGGGAACUGUUAAUUUCAGCAAGUGAUAGAAUAGUAGGGGACUGACUUCUGUUAAAUAUUUUUUUCUUCUGUCCUUGAGAAAAAAAUUUUGAAAGAUACUUUUUCAUGUUAAGUGUCAGGAAGGGGUUGCUCGCCCACGAUGAAGGCAUGCUGGCUGUGGAGGAGGACAUGCACCUGCCAGAUGUGGGCAGAACGCAGCAUUUAGGCUCUGCUAUAGUCCUGAAAUACCUCCCUUUUCAUGGAAUUGUAGUUGCAGAGACAGUACCUGGGGAGUUUAAGUAUCCACGUUAUUUGAUGAAUGUUAAUGUUGGGUAUGAAUGUAAUCUCAACUUAUAGGAAUCAAUUGAAUAGUUUAUUCUGUUAUUUAUCUACAAACCAUUUAAAAGUUUUUGCUGAAGAUGUCCCUAUUAAAUUAUGAACACACUUUUGCAGUUCAUUCUCUCUUUGCUGUAUGUUUAAUAAUAAGCAGCCAAGAGUAAAUAUAUUCAACUGACUAUGCUACUAGAAGUGAGGCAAUGUCCCAAUUUGUGAAAAGCUUCUCCCCUGGGAGCCUUGUUAAUAGAUUCACUUGUUACAUAUGGAUAGGUGUGCAAUCAGGCUUCUUUAAGUUAGUCUGUUAACGGGGCAAUCCCUUUUAGAAGAUAAAAGAUAGGGAAAGGACAAAUGCUCUAUUUUGUUCUUGUGUGGUCACACUCACUUAGGUCACCGCCUGCUGAAUCAUGCCAAGUAAUAGUUAUUCUACUUUUGUCCACUAGGGACUGAACUAAGAUCACUGUUAUUUUAUUUGACACAUUAACUGGCACUUAGUAGUUCUACAGUUUCCAAACCUGAUAUUGUAAUCUUUCUGUUACAGACUGUAAGACUGUGAUAGGCAAUCAGUAGGUAGGCAGAAGAAUAAAAAGCAAAUAGAGCUCUCAGUUUUCUGUUUUUUUAUAAUUGUAACUAAAAUUUUUAGGCACUACUUACAGUAGUAGUUUAUAAUAGGAUAUUUGUUUUUUUCUUUGGUAAAAUGUAUUUCCAUUGUAAACAAAUGAUUUUGGUUGAAUAGCUUGUUAUUAUCCUUCAGUACAUCAUCCAUAUAGUUUUCAGUGAGAAUUCAAUCAUUAUAAAUUAGUCUGGAUUCUUUGAGGGAAUGAGGAGGAAAAUUUAUUCCCAAGUUGUCCUGAAUGAUCUAUUCUACCAAAAAUGUAAUGUUUUGUUUGCUUAAAACGUAUAAUCAAAAUAGUGUUUCAAACAUAGUAAUGCAUAUUUCUUGUUGCUAUGUAAUUAUUCAGCAGUGACAGGGUAAACACAUAAUUCUGCUGGGCUUAAAUCAUGCACGUGUUUCAUAUGUUAAUUUAUUUUGCAAAAUAAAUUUGAUUCUUGUUUGCAUUGUUCUUGGACAAUGAUUAUGGGAUAGCUUUCAGAUUAUAGCCAAGAAUAACUAUGAAAAUGUUCUUUGGUUACAUUGACCCUUUCAAGUGUAAAAAUCAAGCUGAAUAUAUGCUGAAUGCGUCCCUAUUGGUACGAGCCAGAGCAGUUUGGCUUGACUAUUGUCAGUUUAAAUUUGCAUAUCUUUUGUCAUUGUCAAUGUGAUUGGUUGGAGGAUCAAGAAACCAAAUAAAUGCAUUCUGUAAAGAACUUGCUAAAGGCUUUCAUAAGUUUCCUUUAACUAGGGGUUUUCUUAACUCCAAGUUCUAAACUUCAUGUGUUAUAUUUAUUCUGAUAAUUGAAAUGGUAAUCUUUCUACUGUAACCAUUUGGAAUGCUCAGUACUACAAUUUGUAUUACUUCUAUUUUGAUUCUAAGUAGUUGCCAUAGGAAGAAGCAAUACCCUGCAGAAACUGAGGCUAUCAGAGUAUCUUGAGAAUUAUAUUGUGGAAAAUAUGAGAUCGGAGAUGGCCCAGAUACAGCAGAACGCAGUUCAGAACCACACGGCUACCAUGCUGGAGAUAGGAACCAGCCUCCUGUCUCAGACUGCAGAGCAGACCAGAAAGCUGACAGAUGUUGAGACCCAGGUACUAAAUCAAACUUCUCGACUUGAGAUACAGUUGCUGGAGAAUUCAUUAUCAACCUACAAGCUAGAAAAGCAACUUCUUCAACAGACAAAUGAAAUCUUGAAGAUACAUGAGAAAAACAGUUUAUUAGAACAUAAAAUCUUAGAAAUGGAAGGAAAACACAAGAAAGAGUUGGACACCUUAAAGGAAGAGAAAGAGAACCUUCAAAGCUUGGUUACUCGUCAAACAUAUAUAAUCUACGAGCUGGAAAAGCAGUUAAGCAGAGCUACCACCAACAACACUAUCCUUCAGAGGCAGCAACUGGAGCUGAUGGACACAGUCCAUAACCUUUUCAACCUUUGCACUCAAGAAGGUGUUUUACUAAAGGGAGGAAAAAGAGAGGAAGAUAAACCAUUUAGAGACUGUGCAGAUGUAUAUCAAGCUGGUUUUAAUAAAAGUGGAGUCUACACUAUUUAUAUUAAUAAUAUGCCAGAACCCAAAAAGGUAUUUUGCAAUAUGGAUGUCAAUGGGGGAGGCUGGACUGUAAUACAACAUCGUGAAGAUGGAAGUAUAGAUUUCCAAAGAGGCUGGAGAGACUAUAAAAUGGGUUUUGGAAAUCCCUCCGGUGAAUAUUGGCUGGGGAAUGAGUUUAUUUUUGCCAUUACCAAUCAGAGGCAGUCCAUGCUAAGAGUUGAGUUAAUGGACUGGGAAGGGAACUGGGCCUAUGCACAGUAUGACAGAUUCCACGUAGGAAAUGAAAAGCAAAACUAUAGGUUGUAUUUAAAAGGUCACACUGGGACAGCAGGAAAACAGAGCAGCCUGACCUUACACGGUGCUAAUUUCAGCACUAAAGAUGCUGAUAACGACAACUGUAUGUGCAAAUGUGCCCUCAUGUUAACAGGAGGCUGGUGGUUUGAUGCUUGUGGCGCCUCCAAUCUAAAUGGAAUGUUCUAUGGUGCGGGACAAAACCAUGGAAAACUGAAUGGAAUAAAGUGGCACUACUUCAGAGGGCCCAGUUACUCUUUACGUUUCUCAACUAUGAUGAUGCGACCUUUAGAUUUUUGAAAGCCCAAUGUCAGAAGUGAUUAUAAAAAAAGCAACAAAGAAAUCUGGAGAAGCUACCAGGCAAGAAACCGCUUGAACACUUCAGAAGUGAACAAUAUUGUCUUUCUCCCAGCAAUAAAUGGUAGUUAUGUGAAGUCACCAACAUUCUUGACUGUGAAUCUGGAACCUUUUGAGUUCACAAGAGUCUCUACUUGGGGCGACAGGGCUCACAUGGCUCGACUAUCAAAAAUUCCACUGACUGUCGGGCUUUAAAAAGGGAAGAAACUGUUCAGAUUGCUGUGCUUCAAACUACUAGUGCAUCUUAUUUUGGAAUUACGGUAGGCAGAUGAUAAAUAUGAUUAAUUUCAUGUAGAACAGAAAAAAAAAAGAGUGAAAAAAAGUAAUAUACAUGAAGAAUACAAACAAGCCUGCCAUAAUCCUUUGGAAAAGGUAUAUGACACCAGUGAAAAGGUGUUAUAUCUAUGCAAACCUACUAACAAAUUAUACUCUGGCACAAUUUUGAUAAAAAUUUAGAACAGCAUUGUCUGCUGAGUUGGUUAAAUGUUAAUGGAUUUCAGAAGCCUAAUUCCAGUAUCAUACUUAUUAGUUGAUUUCUACUUACCCAUCUUCAAAUGAAAAUUCCAUUUUUGUAAGCCAUAAUGAAUUGUUGUACAUGGACAAUAACUGUGUGAUAAAAACAAACUCCAUUACUCUGAUUUUUGAUACAGUUUUCAGAAGAGAAACAGAUAUAAUCAAGGAAGAAUAUAUGUGGUGAAAAAUUACUACCCCCAUACUAUUGUUUUCAUUUACUCUAAAAACUGAUUGAAUGAUAUAUAAAUAUAUUUAUAGCCUGAAUAAAGUUAAAAGAAUGUAAAAUAUAUCAAGUUUCUAAAAUAAUAUACAUGCAUUUAAUAUUUCCUUUGAUAUUAUACAGGAAAGCAAUAUUUUGGAGUAUAUUAAGUUGAAGUAAAACCAAGUACUCUGGAGCAGUUCACUUUACGGUAUCUACUUGCAUGUGUAUACAUACAUGUAACUUCAUUAUUUUAAAAAUAUUUUUAGAACUUCAAUACUCACCCUGUUAUGUCUUGCUAAUUUAAAUUUUGCUAAUUAACUGAAACAUGCUUACCAGGUUCACACUGUUCCAGUUUCUAUAAAAGAAACACUUUGAAAUCUAUGAAAAAUGAAAUAAUUAUAAAUAUCAUUGUACAUAGCAUGUUUAUAUUCAGGAUAAACUUAAUAGCUGAUUAAUCUGGAAUAUGCAACAUUGUCCUUAAUUGAUGCUAAUAAACAAAAAUGCUCAAUGAACUCUACUAUAUUUCUUAAUGACAUACAACACCCUUCAUAAUUUUCUCUUUCAGGCCAUUCCCUUAGGCAAUUUUUAAUUUUUAAAAAUUAUUAUCAAGGAGAAAAGUUGGCAAAACUAUUAUAUAUAAGGGAAAUAUAUACAAAAAGAAAAUUAAUCAAAGGCACCUGAAUAAGAAAAAUUCUGACUGCUAGUUGCUAUAAAUAACUUAAUGAAAAUAUUCCUAUGGGAUAAUCUAUUUUAAGUGAAUUUUGGGGGUGCUUGAAGUCACUACAGUAUUUUAUCAAGAAGUCUUCUCUGCCUCUAAGUGUCCAAGGUUAUAACAGUAAACAGUUUUUAUUAAAAUGUGAGUCACUAUGGGAUGAGAAAAUUGAAAUAAAGCUAUUGGGUCUCCUCUCUUGUAAAGGAGACAGUUUGUAGCAAGGUAGAAAUACCAGUUUCUGAGUUGGUGACUUGAUUCACUAUGCCUUAGUGGUUUCCUCCAUUUGAGAAAAUAAAGCUAUUCACAUUGUUAAGAAAAUAUUUUUAAAGUUUACCAUCAAGAAUUUUUUUAUAUUUCUGUAUCUGUAUUCAACCCCUUUUUGCCUUAAAGUGAUAUCUGCAGGUAUGAUACCAUUUUUCUAUUCUUGGUGACUCCUUCAUAGCAGGUAAGCUUCUCUCUCUAAAAACUUCUGACUGUUUUCAUUUAAGGGAAAGAAAAUGAGUGUUUUGUUGUUUUGUGUUCCUACAGAUAUUUUUUUAACCAGACUUUGGAUAAAGAAUACUAUUUCCAAAUUCAUAUUACCAGAAUAAAAUAAAAUAAUGAAAAAAGCAUGCUAUUUACCGUUUUGUUGUCUUGGUUUGAGAAAUGAAAUAUUGUUUCCAAUUAUUUAUAAUAAAGCAGUAUAAAAUGUUUUAUGGCUCCAUUAUGUGCAUUGUGUAAUAAUGCCUACAUGUUUAUGGCAAUUUAAUAUGUAUAUCCUUUGCAUUUAAUUAUUUCAGAAUAGGAUUAUUAGGUAUUAGAAUUUUGUCUUUAAAAUUCAUGUGGUUUCUAUGCAAAGUUCUUCAUAUCAAUGCAACAUUAUUUGAUUUGAAUAAAAUUGAAAAUAAUAUUUGUGCAA